This is a messenger RNA of Spathaspora passalidarum NRRL Y-27907, 2389 nucleotides long. RefSeq lists its product as uncharacterized. Lineage: Eukaryota; Fungi; Ascomycota; Pichiomycetes; Serinales; Debaryomycetaceae. Gene Ontology annotation, molecular function: transmembrane transporter activity. Gene Ontology annotation, biological process: transmembrane transport. The transcript has a single exon. The record is from RefSeq and is a predicted model, not a curated record. Bases 611 to 1840 code for a protein of 409 amino acids.
AAGGGAACUAACUACAUGAACCAGUUCGAAUAUGUCACAAGCUACAAAUAAGCUAUCAUUUCGUGAGCAAAUGCGAGGAUUUCCCUUGCAACAAAUGGCUGUAAUCAGUUUGAUGAGAUUUGCAGAACCUCUCGCAUUCACAUCACUUUUCCCAUAUGUUUAUUUCAUGAUUCGUGAUUUUGAAAUCGCAAAAACCCCAGCUGAUAUUGCUACAUAUUCGGGGUAUUUAGCUGCCUCAUUUGCAUUAUUCCAAUUUUUAUGUUGCGUCCAGUGGGGUAAAGCAUCAGACAGACACGGAAGAAAGCCAAUUUUAUUAUGUGGAUUAGCCGGAACCGCGUUGUCUAUUAUAAUAUUCGGAUUUUCACCUAAUUAUUAUGUUGCUAUUUUUGCAAGAUCACUUAUGGGAUGUCUUAACGGAAAUGUGGCAGUAUUAAGAACAGCAAUUGGAGAAAUAGCCACAGAAAGAAGACACCAAGGUAUUGCAUUCUCUUCAUUUACACUUUUGUGGAAUGUAGGUGCCGUUAUUGGACCAAUGAUUGGUGGUUCAAAAUAUUUAACAAGACCUAAAAGUGGGGGCGAAGAAGAUGUGCCUUUAGUCGCUCGUUUUUUCAUGGCCACUGUAUCGGAAACUGUUUCUAAUCAAGAUCUGUUGUACGAAAGAUUUAUAACAAAACACCCAUAUGCCUUAUCUAAUAUAGUUGUUGGAGUAUCUUGCAUGAUUGGAUUCACCAUCGGGUUUUUGUUUUUAGAAGAACCACAUGAAAGAUUUAAGAAAAGAAGAGAUAUCGGAUUGGAGCUUGGUGAUUACAUACUUUCAAAGUUAGGGUACGAAAGACCACCAAGACCAUGGCAAAUUAGAAAAGCACAAAAAGGCGCAAAUAAGUCCUUAAAUGAUGUUGCUACACAAGAUCCAACAGAGGAUUCCAGAUUGAUUCAAGAUCAUUUAGCAGUUCCAACAGAACAAGUUUAUUCCGCAUUAGAUGAGGAAGACGCAGAUGAUGGUGCUUCAAUCGAUUCAUUUGGCCCCGUUUCUAGAACUUUUUCAAAUGCCCUCGUGCGAAGAUUAUCUUCAGCUCAGUUGGGCCCCAUGAUUUCACAUUCAGCUACACAUAACUCCAUUCUUACUACAAAUAUUGAACAAUCUUUCUCACGGGAGAUAUUCACUCCACCAGUUCUUCAAACAAUCAUGGCUAACUUCCUCACUGCUUUGCAUAAUGUUAUUUAUUCAGAAUUUCUUCCAGUUUUAUUAGCUGGUCAAUUUAUGCCUGAAAAGUUGAAAUUCCCAUUCACAAUAGUUGGAGGUUUUGGGUAUGAUAGUAGCACUAUUGGUAAUUUACUUUCAAUUACAGGAUUGGUGGGUGCACUUGGUGUGAUGUUUGUGUUUCCAAUUCUCGACAGAAACUUUAAAACCAUAACCACUUUAAGGUUGUCAACAUUAUUGUUCCCGAUCACCUAUACCAUUUUACCUUAUUUAAUUUUUACAAGAAGUGGCUAUAAUUCCAAUUUGCCACCAUGGUUAACCCUGGUUCUUCUCUACGGUUUAUGUUGUUACAAUACCUGUGCGGCAUCAGUCAGUUUCCCUACUAUUAUGAUAUUGAUGCAUCGUGCAUCACCUCCUAAACACAGAGCAUUUAUUAAUGGAAGUGCUUUGAGUAUGAAUUCAUUGGCUAGAUGUAUUGGACCAAUUUCUUGGGGUUAUAUUAUGACUGCCGCAGAGAAAUAUAGUGUGGGUGAAGUAUCUUGGUUUUUGUUGGCAUUAUUAGCUUUGGUAUGUACUACCCAAGCAUUGCAUAUGAGAGAUUAUGACGAAGAAGAAGAAAAAGAUGCAGGUGAGGUUUAAGAAAUGUACAAGUUUUGGUUAUAGUUUAGUAUCGGAACUAAAAAUGGGUUAUAGAUUAUAUAUUUUAUUAUCAAAUGGGAAUUUGCAUGUAACUAUUAACCGUAAGACUAAAACCAAACCGUCGUUCGAAAACUUUAGUUAUAUAUGUAACUUCAUGCAAUGCUUUUUUGUUUUUUGCAGCAUCCAACCCAGAGCUACCAUAUACAAAAGUGGAGGGAUUACGGAGCAAAAAUAAUAUGAGCUAAUUUUUGUUAAUCUUGUAAUUAUUUGGCCACACAGAGGGUUGGCAAGAAGUAAUAUGAUACUUCCGGGGAUAAAUUCAGUUAUCCUUUAAGUAUUUUUUAUUAUUCAUUACUAAUCAAUAUAUUCCGUCUCAUAUGCAGAUAUUGUGAGUAAGCAAACCCUAACUAGAAAUAAACAAUCAAAGGUUAUUGUAUACCAAUCAGACAAAGCUGAAAGUAUUCUGACUCAUUACUUAAAGUAGUUAUUCUAUUGUUAAGCCUUGUAGUUUUUUAAUGUGAAUUGAUGUUUUCACCAGAACGCAAACGU